AUGACGCCAUUAUGGCAGUGGUCGGAACAACAAUUUUUAACUUUGAAUAAUACCUUCCGGCGUCUGUCGAGGAACCGGAUGAUGGCUACUAUUCCUAUCCCUCAGCAAGCCAAGAUCACCACCGGACCCCUUCCUGAUAUCAAGGACCUUCCAGAAAUCGCUCCUGCCGGAGAUUACAUACACUCCGUCGAAGAGGUUGUCGGAUUCAACGAGAUCCGCAAGGCCAGAACCGCAGAGGUAAAUUCGUUUAUGACGGUGGACCUCCGGAGUGGAUCGGCGAUUGCAAUCACGUCGCCUGGGAUUGUCAUCCUGGGCAGCGUGCACCCAGAAGCGGACGAGAAGAAUAUCCACGACAUGAUGAUGAUGCUCGUCGCCACGAAGAGGGGCUUAGCUAAUGAUGGUCACUUCAAGAAGCAGCCAUGGGCCAUUCUUGUCGGGGCAUCAAUAAAGGAUGAUGAAAAUGAAGAUACGUUUUUCCAUGCCGAUCUCUGUGAGGAGUUUGUCAAUACGAUGUCGGACGCGGGGUACCCGGUAGAUUACCGCAGAUAUCCCAUCGCGGACAACGACGAGCAUGGCAUUGUUGCAUUCUUUCAUUCAACCGUCGACGAGCCGAAUAUUAAGGUGUAUGCCCACGAUCGUGAAAUUACUAUUUAUGAAUAG
Rasamsonia emersonii CBS 393.64 is the source of this 660-nucleotide messenger RNA. RefSeq lists its product as uncharacterized. Bases 1 to 660 code for a protein of 219 amino acids. Lineage: Eukaryota; Fungi; Ascomycota; Eurotiomycetes; Eurotiales; Trichocomaceae. The record is from RefSeq and is a predicted model, not a curated record. The transcript has 3 exons.